This is a messenger RNA of Xenopus laevis (African clawed frog), 2235 nucleotides long. Its product is annotated as ankyrin repeat and MYND domain-containing protein 2-like. The transcript has 8 exons. Bases 573 to 1589 code for a protein of 338 amino acids. NCBI's taxonomy places the organism in Eukaryota, Metazoa, Chordata, Amphibia, Anura, Pipidae. The record is from RefSeq and is a predicted model, not a curated record.
AGGGGUUUUUCUUUUCCUCUCCAGUCCUUUGGAGGUCUCUCCAACACUUUGACACAGGGGGGAAACCACUCUCUCUUCCCAGCUGCUCUUCCCUCCACUCAAGUAAGGCUCUCGCGUCACCCUCCUCCACUCAAGGAGGUGAAGCUCUGAGGUGUAGUCUCACACCUCCUUUUAACUACAGAUCACCUGUAACUAAUUACUUAGAUACCUCUACUUAGGCAGCUGCAAAACAUCUAAUGGAAUGGACGCCCACCCUACUCUCUUCCAUUCACUCCAGGGACCCACUAUCCAGCUUUUCCUAAGCCAGAACAGAACUUACACAGCUUUACUAGCUGCAGCCACACACCCUGGAGUUUACAUUUCAUCAGCCCAAUACUGGUGAACUACACACAUGAUUGUGCCUUUAUAUCUGUUCUCUUUAGGAAACAGUGUUAAGCUAUGCUCAUGAGCAGUUGCACAUUUCUGUAUUUAAUGCAAUGUGCAGUGUCAUACAGUCCCCUCCAUUUGUGUAUUAUAUCUGAAUCCUGCUUUCCAAUCACGUGUCUCUCGGGAAUAAAGAAAUUGCCUGGCUGAUGUUGGAGGCUGGAGCCGAUGCAGAUGUGGUCAACUCUGUUGGGAGAACAGCAGCACAAAUGGCAGCUUUUGUAGGCCAGCAUGAUUGUGUCACGGUAAUCAACAAUUUUUUCCCGCGGGAAAAACUUGAUUAUUACAUCAAGCCUCAAGGGUUAAAUAAAGAACCUAAACUGCCAUCAAAAUUAGCUGGACCCUUGUACAAGGUCAUUACAACCACAAACUUGCAUCCUGUUAAGGUUGUCUAUCUAAUAAAAGAGAACCCCCUUUUGAUGGAGGCAGAAGCUUUAAAGAAAUGUUGCACGGUGCUGGAUUUAAUCUGCGAGAAAUGCAUAAAGCAAAAGGACAUGAAUGAAGUUCUGGCCGUGAAAAUGCACUACAUUAGUUGCGUGUUGCAGAAGUGCUCUACUUUCCUCCAGGAUCAGGAAGACAAACUUGAUGCCUUUAUUAAAAAUUUAUUAAAAGGCAGAGAUCCAGACUGCUUCCCCGUGUUCCAGGAGAAGUUCAUCCGAGAAUGUAUCAGGAAGUUUCCUUACUGCGAGGCAACGUUACUCCAGCAGCUUGUCAGAAGCAUUGCUCCAGUGGAAAUAGGCUCUGAUCCCACUGCAUUCUCCAUACUUACACAAGCUAUUACUGGACAAGUGGGCUUCAUUGAUGCAGACUUCUGUACCACGUGUGGAGAGAAGGGUGCCACCAAAAGAUGCUCUGUGUGCAAACUGGUGAUAUAUUGUGAUCACAACUGCCAGAAACUGCACUGGUUCACACACAAAAAAGUCUGUAAAAUUCUGAAGGAGAAGAGAGAGAAGCAAGAGCAGGAAGCGGCUAAAGAGAAGAGAAGAGAGGAAAAGCUGGCUCACAAAGCAGAGCAAAUAAAAACUGAUGAACAACUUGCGGAGACGGAAGGAGCUUCUAAUUCCCAAACAGAAGCAGAAGGCCCGGCAGUAGCAAGUGCAGCAGAAGGAUUGGAGGGAAGCAAAAUGGCUGCUGAAACCAAUAUCUCAAUCAGCAAAUCACAUUGAAGAGUAAAGGCCUUUCCAACCUCUUAUCUUCAGUUCUGUGACAUGUUCUCACAAGAUGUGGAGAGGCAGAAAGUGUAGAAAACCUGUCUGUAAAGGAUCGUACCAUCCACAAAUGCCUCUGUCGCUCUACUUCUUGUGCUUGAGAAUUGCAUUCUGCUUACUGACGUUUGCUACUGUGAAAGCUUCUUAUGUGCAAUAAUAUCUACCAACCACACAGCUCGAAUGACCCACCGCAAAGGUGAUUCAAAUAAAUAAAAAAAGUCCCGUUCCAAAAACGUAAGAAAAAGACCAAGUGCAAAGCCUUUGAGAUGGAUUCUGUAUAAACUGGUGUUAUGGUGAGCUUCACUCUUAAUAAAACAUGUUUUUCUACAUAACAAUUAUAUCAGGGGUAUAUUACAAAAAAAACUUCAAAUAUUUUUGGGUUUUUCUCACUUGAUUUGCUUUAUGGUCUGUAUGAGCUGUUGAUGACAUUUGUCAAGGCACCUUUUUUUCAGAAUACAGCUUUAACGGGAAAAUAUAUCCCUCUUUUUGACAUGAGCUCUUAGAGUUGGGCUUGUGUAGAAAAGAUGCUUAAAGGAGAAGGAAAGCUACAGAGACAGUUUAUUGCCAAUAGAUUAGCUGCAAUAGUGCAAGCUAGAAUGUUAUA